Molecule: messenger RNA, 2219 nt
Organism: Misgurnus anguillicaudatus (oriental weatherfish)
Lineage: Eukaryota; Metazoa; Chordata; Actinopteri; Cypriniformes; Cobitidae
Source: RefSeq, a predicted model, not a curated record
AUAAUGUUAAUAGAUCUAUCUUGAUGUCUAUUUUGUGCUUAUUAUGUUUUUAACAAAAUUGUAUACUUUUUUUGUCUAAUUAAUGGGUUAAAUAUUCUGUUUGACGUUUUAAACUAUUUCUAUGGCGCAGAGGGUGAUGUCACAGUAGAAGUGACGCUAAUGGAACUGUGUGUGUGUGUGUGUGUGAUUAUUUCGUCACUGCAAGAGGGCUAUAUAAGACCGCGCGAAUUCCAGAAAAUUUGUGGGUUUACAGUUAGGAGUUAUACAGAGUGAGAAUUUGAAGUUGGCGUGUUUUUUGGUCUGUUUUUGGCUUGAUAUUUGUGUGUUUUGGGCGUGUUAUUUGUGUUUUUGGGCGUUUGUUCUUCUGCGUGUUUUGGUGGUGUUUGGUGUGUUUUGUUUUGUUUUAUUUUUGUGUGUUUGGUAUCUUCUUCAUGAAGAUAUAUAGAAGGCCAAAAAAGCCCGCUGCGGUUAGCCGGCCAUUCUUUGGCUGGCUAAUCGCGCGGGUUUUUUUGGCCAUGUACAAUUGGCUGGUCUCUUUCUUGGGACGCCAGCCUAGUACCGAGCCAUUCUGCCGGGACCAUAGCGGUGAAACGGAGGUCCACCGCGGACAAUACAGCAGGCGUCCUCGGAUGCCAGCUGUGGAGCCCGCGGUGAUGCCGGUUCACCGUAUUUCGGACACCGCGAGAGAGACCUGUCCAGUGUUAAAAGCCCAGAAACCUGUUUUGAAGUUUUCUGCAGCUUCAAACAAAGGCGGUCUCAGUAAAGGACCUUCUAUGAGCUAUCCAGGAUCCCUGGGACUAACUCCUCACAAGCGUCCCACUUGUACUUCACAGCCAAGUGGGACAAAGCUAGUUGAGGAGUUCCCUCCAGGAGGUCCGUUGGAUGCUCGAGAAGGUCCUUUGUUGUCUCGCGGUUUGUCCACCCACCAAAGGUUUGCCCAGCCGAGUGGUCGAAGGCCAGGCCCGGGCAGGAUUCAGUCUGCGAAAAUCUCGCAGACUGUUACUGUGACGUAUGAGGAGGUGGAUGCGAGCUUUAGACAGAGAUCUAAUGCUCCACCAGUACGCCCCCUCAUAUGUCCGGUACCUGCCCGGGUUACCAGACGACCCAUGGCCACUCGUCCGCCCGUCCGGUCCUCAGAGGACAUCUGUUUAGCUCAGCCUGAGAUUGUGGCCGCGGGUGCGACUGGCAGAGGGCCAGCAGAGGGCCGGCAGAGGGCAGGUCGCGCACGCUCCUCUGGGGGCCGCGCCCGCUCCUCUGGGGGCCGCGCCCGCUCCUGUGGGGGUCGCGCCCACUCCUCUGGCGGUCCUGGCCCUCAGCCGGUCGUGCAGUCGGCCGGCCCUCAGCGGGUUCUGCCGUCAGGGGGUCCUUUGCCGGUCCUGCCGACGGCCGCUCCGUUGCUGGUCCGGCCGACGGCCACUGCGACCCGCGGCCGAUCCUGUGAAGGUCCCACCCGUGCCCGGGUUACCAGACAACCCAUGGCCGCUCGUCCGCCGGUCCAGUCCUCAGAGGACAUCUGUUUAGCUCAGCUUGAGAUUGUGGCCGCGGGUGCGACCGGCAGAGGGCCGGCAGAGGGCCAGCAGAGGGCAGGUCGCGCACGCUCCUCUGGGGGCCGCACCCGCUCCUCUGGGGGCCGCGCCCGCUCCUCUGGCGGUCCUGGCCCUCAGCCGGUCGUGCAGUCGGCCGGCCCUCAGCGGGUUCUGCCGUCAGGGGGUCCUUUGCCGGUCCUGCCGACGGCCGCUCCGUUGCUGGUCCGGCCGACGGCCACUGCGACCCGCGGCCGAUCCUGUGAAGGUCCCACCCGUGCCCGGGUUACCAGACGACCCAUGGCCGCUCGUCCGCCGGUCCAGUCCUCAGAGGACAUCUGUUUAGCUCAGCCUGAGAUUGUGGCCGCGGGUGCGACUGGCAGAGGGCCAGCAGAGGGCCGGCAGAGGGCAGGUCGCGCACGCUCCUCUGGGGGCCGCGCCCGCUCCUCUGGGGGCCGCGCCCGCUCCUGUGGGGGUCGCGCCCACUCCUCUGGCGGUCCUGGCCCUCAGCCGGUCGUGCAGUCGGCCGGCCCUCAGCGGGUUCUGCCGUCAGGGGGUCCUUUGCCGGUCCUGCCGACGGCCGCUCCGUUGCUGGUCCGGCCGACGGCCACUGCGACCCGCGGCCGAUCCUGUGAAGGUCCCACCCGUGCCCGGGUUACCAGACAACCCAUGUCCGCUCGUCCGCCGUCUUACUGA